CUGAAGUCUGAAGUCAGCAGUGGGGAAUGUUGGGCCAUGAGUGGAUCGUCGGGCCAUCUUGGUUUGCAGCUGGCACAUGCAAUGCACAUUACAAGUAUCACGAUGGAGCAUAUAUCGAUGGAGACAUCUGAGAAUAUUCAAUCCGCACCCCGAUCACUUUUGCUCUGGGGUUUGUCGGAUACAAAUGGUAUCUUGCAUGCAGACUUUAUGGAUUAUGACAUAUACUCAUCGUCCCGCAAUCAGACCGUCGACACCGAUACUUGCUUUCAUGGACUUCGUUUCAAUGUAGUGAUUUUAGAGGUCUUGAGUAAUUGGGGAUUGCUAGAUUUUACUUGUCUGUAUAGUGUUGUAUUGCAUGGGCAGGCCUGA
This is a messenger RNA of Laetiporus sulphureus 93-53, 369 nucleotides long. RefSeq lists its product as uncharacterized. NCBI's taxonomy places the organism in Eukaryota, Fungi, Basidiomycota, Agaricomycetes, Polyporales, Laetiporaceae. The transcript is spliced from 2 exons. Gene Ontology annotation, molecular function: protein-membrane adaptor activity. The record is from RefSeq and is a predicted model, not a curated record. Gene Ontology annotation, biological process: nuclear envelope organization. The annotation marks the transcript as partial. Gene Ontology annotation, cellular component: meiotic nuclear membrane microtubule tethering complex; nuclear envelope.